GCUGAGCAGAGAAGCGGGACAAGAAGAAGAAAGUGUUGCUGCUGGAGACACACACACACACACACACAUUUUUUGGGGCGGCGAUCAUACAAGAAGUGUAAGUGUAGAUACAGUAUGUUUGACACCUCUCACUACCCCUUCAACUGCUUCAACUAUGACGGCGAUGGAUACGCUUCUUGUAGCACAGACCAGGAGAAGAAGAUGUGCAGACCCGCUUACAGCUACAUCGCCCUGAUCGCCAUGGCGAUCCAGCAGAGUCCCGAGCAGAGGGUGACUCUGUCAGGCAUCUAUGAGUUCAUCAUGAGGAGGUUCCCUUACUACCGUUCCAACCAGAGAGCCUGGCAGAACUCCAUCAGACAUAACCUAUCACUCAACAGCUGCUUCAUUAAGGUUCCCAGAACAGAAGGGAAUGAGAAGGGGAAAGGAAACUUCUGGACUUUUGCCACCGGCUGUGAAUCCAUGCUUGACCUCUUUGAAAAUGGCAACUUCCGGCGGCGCAGGCGCAGGCGGAACAUGAAAAUCGGCCUCCGCGAAUCAGGAGAAGCUCCUACUUUCGAGCCCGCGGAGAACCCCAGCAAGCGGCACAGCACACCCGCACCCCGCCACCCUGAAGCCGACUCCGCCCUUUGCCCUUUAAACCCGCAGAGGUCACGGCCGUGCCCACCGCUCGUCCAGAACCCCGUCCGGGGGAAACCAGAGUCCGAGAUCAAGUUCAGCAUUGACUACAUCCUGUCUACCCCAGACCCGCCCAUGCUUGGGAUCAGAUCCUCCCACGUAGGCUCCAUGCACAUAGGCCCCACAGGACCACCCAUUCAUGUUGCGGAGCCACAACAUCUCAACCUGCACUUCUGGACUCUCUAAGGAGAAACAUUUUGGUGAAGCUGUCCAAAGACACUUGAAAAUGUAAGAAAAAUCUAAAUAGUCAGGAACAGUGUGGAUUGAACACGGAAGAAAAUAUAACGGAAUUCAUAUUGUCACUCUAACGUAAUACAGCGGAGAGCACAGACUAUAAAGGUGUUCAUUUACAUUCAUAUAUAUAAAUAUAACAGCCCAAAUACAUGAUUGCAUCCACUGCAUAAACCUAAAUCCAAACUUUGUCACCUUCCCUUUGACCAAAGUACAGUUUCAUUCUAACAUAAUCGAUUUUAUUUCGUCAGUUUUUGUCUUAUGCUGACACAAAGUCCAACAGACAAGCAUGAAAAUGUUCACCGAUCACAAGUUAAAGCCAACGAUCGCACAAUCCAUUUUCUUGCAAUGUUUCUUAUUUAAAUCUUCUACUAUGGUUAACUGAUGACAAGUGUCCCCGCUUCCUCUGCAGUACAAAAUGAACUUCAUUCAUAAAAGCAAGUGACAAUAGAGAGAUUGCUCAAUUUAAUUAAUGGCAGCACAUGAACGACACGCCCACCCAAAAAUAAUCAUGAUAAUAAUACAUUGAUUUGUUUGAAAGUAAAUGGCACUGAGAGUGUUGUUAACACCUCAAACUUAUUUUAGAGUCUAAUAUGGAGCUGCACCAGGAUUUAAUAGGAAAUCAUACAAAAAUAUAGAAACAAAUGUAUCUGAUCAUUAAAAUGGUGUAUUAUCAUGAUACACAUUUAUGAUCAAAUAUCAAUAUACAUAAUUAUUCUAAAUACAAUUAUAAUUAUUUAGGGAUUUUGAAAACGUGUUGGCAUAGCACAUCAUUUGUAGGGGUUAUAUUUUUCAAUUUUCCACAUUUUCCAGCGAAGGUAAUAUUACUUUUAGAAAAAUAUUUUUUUGUGAUAAAAUCAAGUAGUAGUAUUAAAAGUGAUCUAGUUUCCAACUAAUUACAGUGGGUUGCAUUUUGCAUGAAAGCCUAGGCUACUUAUUUAAAACAUGUUUUUUGAACAACAUUUCAAAACACGCUUGCACAGAAACAAUGACUACAGUCAAAUUCAUUCUCAAAAAUAAUCUGUGUAUUGAGUACACACAUACUGUGUGUGUACAUAUACAGUGGUGUGAAAAAGUGUUUGCCUCCUUCCUGAUUUCUUUUUUUUUUUUUGCAUGUUUGUCACACUCAAACAAAUUUAAAUAUUAGUCAAUAACAACACAACUAAACACAAAAUGCAGUUUUUAAAUGAAACUGUUUAUUAUUAAGGGAGAAAAAAAAUCCAAACCUACAUGGCCCUGUGUGAAAAAGUGUUGUGGAGUGCUGUGGAGGAAUUUUGGCCCAUUCAUCUUUGCAGAAUUGUUGUAAUUCAGCCACAUUGGAGGGUUUUCCAACAUGAACUUUUAAGGUCAUGCUUCAGCAUCUCAAUAGGAUUUAGGUCAGGACUUUGACUAGGCCACUCCAAAGUCUUUGUUUUGUUUUACCUCAGCCAUUCAGAGGUGGACUUGCUGGUGUGUUUUGGAUCAUUGUCCUGCUGCAGAACCCAAGUUGGUUUCAGGGUGAGGUCACGAACAGAUGGCCGGACAUUCUCCUUCAGGAUUUUUUGGUAGACAGCAGAAUUCAUGGUUCCAAUUAUCACAGCAAGUCUUCCAGGUCCUGGAGCAGCAAAACAGUCCAAGACCGUCACACUACCACCACCAUAUUUUACUGUUGGUAUGAUGUUCUUUUUCCGAAUUGCAGCGUGACUUUUACGCCAGAUGUAAUGGGACACAGACCUUCCAAAAAGUUCAACUUUUGUCUCAUUAUUUUCCCAAAAGUCUUGGGGAACAUCAAGAUGUUUUCUGGCAAAACUGAGACAAGCCCUAAUGUUCUUUUCAUUCAGAAGUGGUUUUCAACUUGGAACUCUGCCAUGCAGGCCGUUUUUUGGCCAAAGUCUUUCUUAUGGUGGAGUCAUGAACACUGACCUUAAUUGAAGCAAUUGAGGCCUGCAGUUCUUUGGAUGUUGUUGUGGGGUCUUUUGUGACCUCUUGGAUGAGUCGUCGCUGCGCUCUUGGGGAAAUUUUGGUUGGCUGGCCACUUCUGGGAAGGUUCACCACUGUUCCAUGUUUUCGCCAUUUGUGGAUAAUGGCUCUCUCUGUGGUUCACUGGAACCCCAAAGCUUUAGAAAUGGCUUUAUAACCUUUUCCAGACUGAUGGAUCUCAAUUAAUCUCAGUUAAGUUAUGUUUUAACAGGAGGGCAAGCACUUUUUCACAAAGGGCCACUUAGGUUUGGAUUUUUUUUUCUCCCUUAAUAAUAAAAAGUUUCAUUUAAAAACUGCAUUUGGUGUUCAGUUGUGUUGUCAUUGACGAAUAUUUAAAUUUGUUUGGUGAUCUGAAACAUUUAAAGUGUGACAGACAUGCAAAACAAUAAGAAGGGGGCAAACACCUUUUCACACCACUGUAUGUUUACACUUGCACAUUUCAACUUGUCUGAAAAGAAGGAAGAAGGAGUUUAUUUAUGCACACCCCUUCUCCAAUUCUGAUAGUUUGUUCACUUCCUGUGUGUUUAACCAGUUUACUAAUUGUUGGGUAGCAAGUGAAAAUGAUAAAAAUAUUUCAUAGUAGAUAUUUUAAUGUCAUUUUUGAACAGCUGUCGGUGACGCUCCCACUCCCACUCUAGUCCGAAUUAAACAAAAAUAAUAUGGAUGACGACUUCAAUAAGCAAGUGGUUUAACAUUAUCAGGGUUUGAGUCAAUUCAAAUUUGCUAAAAACUAGUAAAUAUGCUAACAACAUUUAUUUCUUUUCACAUUUUACCAAAAUAACUUGACAUGGAGAGGAAAUAGCAACAUAUAUGAACACCUGUUUUCACCAAUACAUACUCAUUAAUAUCAUCUUUAAUUGACAUUUUCCAUUGAUAUCACAUUUCUUUGUCUUGGUGAUGUUUGAGUUUGUGACUCGGAACUUCUACAGGCAUUCAAGUGCACUUCCCAGUUGUCUCUUAGUGAUGGAAAUUCCUUUGGCUCCGUUCACUAAAAAGAGCCGGCUCUUUCAGCUCCCGAGUGGCUCCUCAGAUUUUUUUAUGACCAAAUUAUGUUUAUUGUGUAAAAGUAAACAAUACAGCAAGCACACCAAGUUUGGUAUCAAUUCAACACCAAGCACAUGGAACCUUGGUAAGCAUCAUUAAUUUGUUCCAGAAGAUGCGACUCUAACCAAAAUGGAUGUUAACCGAAUCAAAUUUCCCCGUAAGAAAUACUGUAAUUCCAAUUAACCCGUCGCAGAAAGCCACAAAUGUUAACACAAACACAGUAGUUGUAGUUUAUCAGUUAUAGCUUUACAUGCAUAAAACAAUUUUAUAUGCAUAUAAAUAGGUAUAAAUUAUAGAUGAAUUGGAUAAAUGAACAUUUAAGGUUACUUUUACCUUCAUUGAAGACAUGAUUCUUGACGUGGCUGAAGGUGGUGGUGGUGGUUGAUCUCGCUGCCACAUUGUGUCUGUUUGGGACGGUCACAACCUGAAAGUAAAAGUAACCUGAAAUGUUCAUGUGUCCCUUUCAUUCACCAUUUCUAUGCGUUUAGAAUUGUUUUAUGCAUGUAAAACUAGAAUUGUAAAAAUAUAGAAACGUGUUUUGUGUUAACAUUUUUGAUAGUCAAAACAGAUGACAUCAUAGUCGGGUGACGUAACUUCCGCUUGCCAUUUUAUUUAACUAGCUAAUAGGAUGCUAACAAGGAAAGAUGUUUUGUGAUUGAAAAAAAUACGUUAAGAACACAGUUAGACUCACGCAGUGUAUUAAGAACACGACAAGACGUGCACCAUAUUGAACGCUAACCGGAGAAUGCAAGCAAACCGAGGCAAAACUGUGUAAAUUCUGGACAUUUACCGAAAAACACGCUAACCUGGGCGGAAGCUAACCGAGGUCCCACUGCACUGUAAAUACUGGGCCAGCCCAGUAUUAUGGCCGAUAUCAAGAUCACAAACUUUGAAUGAUUUUGAGAUUUUUGCCUUUAAUUUGUUCAUCAUGAUUCUAAUCGGAAUGAAACACAGGACAAAGAUAAUAGGUAGGCAAAUAUUUGUAUCAACAAACGUAUUUGUACAUGAAUAUAAUGUAUAGUGUUCCCUCGUUUAUCGUGGCGGAUAGGUUCCCAAAAUAGCCAAUAAGUGAAAUCCACGAAGUAGCCAACUUAAUUUUUAAAAUAUGAUUAUAUAUGUUUUAAGGCUGCAUGACCCCUCACCAUGUAAACUUUAUACUUUUCUCAGACAGGCAUUAACAUUUUCUCACAUUUCUCUCUUGUUUAAACAAGGUAAAAAAAAUUCUAACCUUUGUUUGAAUUUUAAUGAUCUACUAGGUUGGACACAAGAAAUUAUUAAGCGACUCACUAGUAUUUUACUCGUCUGGACGUGCCUUUUGGUCCUGGCGCCGUUCCGCUGUACUGUAGCGUUUUUGUAUUCUUGUUAAAACAUAUUGCUGCAGUACUCCUCCUCCAACCGAAGAUUCAUUCAUUCCGUCAUGGCGCACUACAGCAGCGUAAUGUCUAUGUUCCUUCAGCAUGUCCAGAAGUUAGCAUCCUCCUCUGCCUUUUGGGCGCAGAACAUUUAGUCGACAUUGUGGUUUUUGUCGGGGAGAAACUUGCAAACAUACAAAGAUUGCAAGCUAGCAAGCUAGUGAUGACACAGGAGGCACUACAAGGCAGUACGAAGGAGAUUGAUUGACAAUGGUCUCCAGCCAAUCAGGACACAGAAGAUAAUUGGUGCAGACAGACGGAGAGGGAAAAGAGAGACACUCAACUUCCCACAAUGCAAUUCUUCUUAAAGGGCCAUGCUUGGACUGUAACAGCAGUCAUAUGCAGUAAAAACAAAAAAGCACUAAAAUUGAACCAAAAAAAACAGCAAAUCCGCAAAAAGUGAACUGCGACAGAGCGAGGGAACACUGUGCUUCUGGUGUGUAGUAUUUAAUACAACAAUAUAAAACAAUGUAACAAUAUCAACAACAUAAUAAUAAAGCACAAAUAAAAUAAAUACGAAUAAAUACAAAUUGAAAAGUCAUUUAAAAAAAUAAAUAAAUUACUUCAUUUUCUUAUAGUAUUCCCUUUUAUUACAUAAAAUUGUUAGAUGAAAAUUACAAGUGCAAAAUAAGUAAACAAAAGCAAUGACUACAAUUGGCUGACUCAAAUCGGUUGUGUCCAACAACUUAUUCCCUAAGACUGUAAACAGGGUAGCAAUAUAUAAAUAUAACAGCAUAUUUGAGCAACACAACAAAAACAGAGUGAAAAUAAACAUAGGAGGGAACUGAAAAAUAUCAAUCCGAUACCGCUACAACCCUGGUAUCCAUAAUAUCCAUAUUUGGAUCGAUCCUCCCACCUCUAAGCACAAAGGCUGCUAAAAAUUAGCAUGUAGAGUGCACCAGGAUGUGACGGAGGCCUGUUACCACGGCGCUCGCCUACCCGCUAAUUUCCUUCUUUGUCGAUGACCUUUGGAAAUCCUGAUUGACUGACACUUAAAUUCUAAUCCGCUCGUUCCUGAUCAUAUUAUUAUUGUAUGCAGCUCCCGUUAAUGAAAAAAAACAACAAAAAACAAGUCUGGCAAACAUAUAUUUCUUGCACGGGGGAGAUCAAUCAUACUUGUGUGCAGCUGAAGGGACAUUUUUCAAUGUAACCUUUAUAUUAUGUGUUGACUACAUCACAGAGAACACACUUAACAUGAGUGGCAUUUAAUAUAGCGGAACACUUGCAAGGUGAGGCCUAGAUGUGACCCUAUUUAAAUAGGAGGGGGUACACUGCCUCCCCCUUCCUCAAACAAACCCCUGAUGCUAUUCUAAUUAAACACACCUUAUACUUCCUUUGCGAACGCCCCUCAUCGAUCUGGCUUUGUGUGUGUAUGUGUGUGUGUGUGUGUGUGUGAGCUGCCCCCCAGCAAACGUCUGCAGCGGCGUGAGCGUUUAUGGAUCAGCAAGUUUCCAUUAACAAAGUUGUCGAUGUUGAAUAAGCGGGGCCAUGCAUGCCGUGGAUAUAUUUGGGUAAAUUAACUUAGCAUAAAGUGCUCCCAGGCGACGGGUGGCAGAAGUAGAAAAGCAAGACCCUAAAAGUCAAUGCACAUAUUGUGUUGGGAGUGAUUGUGCGGAAGUAGAGCUUGUGGCCUAUUAAAUAGCAACACUGGCUUAAAUCCUGCUUGCUUGAGCUACUGGAUUAUAAUUGCUGUUGAUGACUUCAUUAAAUGUGUAGAAUGAGCAGCUCCAGGCAGGAGGAAGUAGUAUUGCAGGAAGCCAUUAAUGUGAGGCGCUAAUAAAAACAAUAAACACAAAUGGGUCAUUUAGCUUCUGCUGAUUAAAUGUGUGUAAGGAUUGUGCAUAAACAAUUAUUUAUAGUCGCUCUGAUGUUUUCUUGUUUGUGAGAAGAUGAAUGGAUGCA
Messenger RNA from Dunckerocampus dactyliophorus (ringed pipefish), 7223 nucleotides. It is a transcript of the gene foxl3, whose product is annotated as forkhead box L3. Bases 115 to 861 code for a protein of 248 amino acids. Gene Ontology annotation, biological process: cell differentiation; anatomical structure morphogenesis; regulation of transcription by RNA polymerase II. Gene Ontology annotation, molecular function: RNA polymerase II cis-regulatory region sequence-specific DNA binding; DNA-binding transcription factor activity, RNA polymerase II-specific. The transcript has 3 exons. Lineage: Eukaryota; Metazoa; Chordata; Actinopteri; Syngnathiformes; Syngnathidae. The record is from RefSeq and is a predicted model, not a curated record.